UUCAGUCUUUUAUUUUUUCGCGUUAACUUGUACUUUUUAUCUGUUCAAAAGAAAAUUAAUUCCUAAUUUUUUUCAUUGAAACUUUAUAUGAUACAUUAGUACCAGUUCGAUUUCUCUAGAAUGCCACACAAUAAAGACCUUCCAAAAUGGAUCGAGGAAACGAUGAUGAAAAUCAUCGAGAAACUUGGACCGAACGUCCACAAGGCUCAGUAUGAAUUAACCGAAUUUAAUGACAAUUUGAUCAUGUCUAGUUUGUGUUACGUACGUUUGCAAUUUGAGAACAAAACAAACGAAAAAAACGAAGAAUUACACGUGAUACUGAAGAAACCCAUGAAAGGCUUUAGUCAGAUAGCUCACAUCGACGAUCAAUUUCACAAUGAGAUCUUGUUCUAUCAGAAGUACGUCCAACCGGAUGAGAUCGACGCGAAGAAAUACGCGAGGUGCCUCUACUUCGAUGAACGGCCGCCCAACGAUUCGAUAAUCGCUCUGGAAAAUGUCAACCAACGAGGAUAUUAUUCUUGCCCGUAUAUGUACGACUCCCCUGGAAUGGACUCCUCCAUGGAAUAUGUAUUGGCGGCGAUGCGCGAGUUGGGACGAUUUCACGGUAAAGGCUACGUUAUGAAGGAGCUGCAACGGGAAAAGUUUUUCGACAUUGUGGCACAAUGUAAAGAGGUCAGAUUCGCAAAGUAUUCGGAGAACGUUUACGAAACUUUGCCGAAUAUUCAAUCGAUACGCGCGAUAGAAUAUCUUCGUAAACGUGGCCACGAUCCCACUUUCUGCGAUAAAAUGGAGACCUUUCUCUCGGAAGCGUUCGACAAAGUGAUGAUGAAGGUAGUGCAACCGGUAGAACCCUUGGCCACGCUCUGCCACGGUGAUUUUAUCUUGGGCAACAUUCUCUUCAAGACGGAAGACAACGGACAAUAUCAGCCAAUGCUAAUCGAUUUUGCUCUUAUCAGGUACUCGACGCCCGUUGUUGAUCUCUCCACGUUUUUGUGCCUCUGUUGCUCGAACGAUAUGAGAAGAAAAUAUUUCUUCGAGAUCAUGCGAGCCUAUCAUGACGCGCUGAGGGGGUAUUUGCUAAAGGCUGGAUUUCAGAAUAUCGAGAAAUACUCGUACGACGCUUUGUUGGACGAUUUCAGGAGAGGUGCUCUCUUCGGUUUUGUUAUCGCGUCUUCCUUCUUAUUUAUGAUAUUGGGACAUGCCAACAUGACGGUAUUAGUACAAGAUAUAAUAAACCUGGGCAGGCUGGAAAGUGCAAAAAAAUAUAAGUACGCUGGUGGAGACGAACUAUCUAAAAUACUUGCUGAUAUGUUGCUGCAUCUGAAAGAUCUUGGCUGCUUAAAACAUGUUUUAUAAUUGUGUGAAAUAAUUUGAACG
This is a messenger RNA of Pogonomyrmex barbatus (red harvester ant), 1377 nucleotides long. RefSeq lists its product as uncharacterized. The record is from RefSeq and is a predicted model, not a curated record. NCBI's taxonomy places the organism in Eukaryota, Metazoa, Arthropoda, Insecta, Hymenoptera, Formicidae.